This is a messenger RNA of Vicia villosa (hairy vetch), 1607 nucleotides long. RefSeq names its product dihydropyrimidine dehydrogenase (NADP(+)), chloroplastic. NCBI's taxonomy places the organism in Eukaryota, Viridiplantae, Streptophyta, Magnoliopsida, Fabales, Fabaceae. Gene Ontology annotation, molecular function: NADP binding; uracil binding; dihydropyrimidine dehydrogenase (NADP+) activity. The record is from RefSeq and is a predicted model, not a curated record. Bases 212 to 1489 code for a protein of 425 amino acids. Gene Ontology annotation, cellular component: cytoplasm. The transcript is spliced from 7 exons. Gene Ontology annotation, biological process: thymine catabolic process; uracil catabolic process.
UCACCCCACAUGCAAAUCCAACAUCUUAAGCAAUUGUUUAUAAUUUUUUCAGAUAAUCUUCCAAAUUCUACAAGCAACCGGUGAUUCAUAUUUGGACGUUUUCUCAAAUCAGUGACCGCAUCCUUAAACUAUAACUCAGAUUCAUUCCAGAUUCACUUUUUUCAUCUUCUUCUUUUUCAUCCUCUUUGAAAGUUUCAAUUUUUCAUCAAAAAUGGCAACUUUAAGCAUGACCCAGAUCAGGACUGGGAAUUAUACAUCUGGGUUUUCGUUGAAUUGUUCUAAGAAGGUGUAUGCUCGUCCUAGUAGAGUUGGGUUUAAGGUUUUUUGUUCUGAGGGUCAAUCAUCUUCAGAGCCUGAUCUUAGUGUUACUGUUAAUGGGUUGCAUAUGCCCAACCCGUUUGUGAUUGGAUCAGGUCCGCCUGGGACUAAUUACACUGUCAUGAAAAGAGCUUUUGAUGAAGGGUGGGGUGCUGUCAUUGCUAAAACUGUAUCUCUUGAUGCAGCAAAAGUUAUAAAUGUAACUCCUCGAUAUGCUCGGCUACGGGCUAAUGGAAAUGGAUCCGCAAAAGGAGAAAUUAUUGGGUGGCAGAACAUUGAACUUAUCAGUGAUAGGCCACUUGAAACAAUGUUGAAAGAAUUUAAACAAUUGAAAGAUGAGUACCCCGACAGAAUUCUCAUCGCUUCCAUCAUGGAAGAGUACAACAAAGCGGCUUGGGAAGAGCUUAUCGAUAGAGUUGAACAAACCGGAGUUGAUGCUAUUGAGAUAAACUUCUCGUGUCCGCAUGGUAUGCCUGAACGCAAAAUGGGUGCUGCUGUUGGCCAAGAUUGUGCUCUUCUGGAAGAAGUUUGCGGAUGGAUAAAUGCAAAAGCUACGGUUCCGGUUUGGGCCAAGAUGACUCCCAACAUAACUGAUAUUUCACAGCCAGCAAGGGUUGCACUAAGUUCAGGAUCCGAGGGAAUAGCAGCUAUAAAUACAAUCAUGAGCGUGAUGGGAAUCAAUCUCGAUACAUUACGCCCUGAGCCUUGUGUUGAGGGGUACUCAACUCCCGGAGGUUAUUCUGCGAAAGCGGUCCAUCCGAUCGCCCUUGGGAAGGUUAUGAGUAUUGCAAAAAUGAUGAAGGCAGAGUUUGAUAGUGAGAACUAUUCACUUUCCGCCAUUGGCGGUGUUGAGACGGGUGGUGAUGCUGCCGAGUUUAUUCUUCUUGGCGCAAAUACUGUCCAGGUAUGCACCGGCGUUAUGAUGCACGGCUAUGGUCUUGUGAAGAAGCUUUCUGUUGAGCUAAAAGACUUCAUGAAAAAACACAAUUUCAAAUCAAUUGAAGAUUUCAGAGGGGCAUCUCUUGAGUAUUUUACAACACACACUGACUUGGUGAAAAGGCAGCAAGAAGCAAUUAAGCAAAGGAAAGCAAUAAAGAAAGGAUUGCAAUCUGAUAAAGACUGGACAGGAGAUGGUUUUGUGAAAGAAAGUGAAAGCAUGGUUUCUAAUUAAGAGAUUUUUCUUGUAUGAUUUGUUUUCUUUGUUUAUUAAUAAAUUGGUAUUUGUCCUUCUAAGAACAGUGAAGUAUUUAAUAUCAGAAAGUAAUAAAAGUAUGUUUUUUUCUUCUCUA